Aspergillus heteromorphus CBS 117.55 is the source of this 1649-nucleotide messenger RNA. RefSeq names its product CAAX prenyl protease RCE1. Gene Ontology annotation, molecular function: metalloendopeptidase activity. Gene Ontology annotation, biological process: CAAX-box protein processing. Bases 389 to 1387 code for a protein of 332 amino acids. NCBI's taxonomy places the organism in Eukaryota, Fungi, Ascomycota, Eurotiomycetes, Eurotiales, Aspergillaceae. The transcript is spliced from 4 exons. The record is from RefSeq and is a predicted model, not a curated record. Gene Ontology annotation, cellular component: endoplasmic reticulum membrane.
GUCGGCAGUCGGGAUUGCGAGGGGCGAGGGGGGUUGGGGACUGGCAUUGAUUGCAGGCAUUGCAGGCAUUGCAGGCAUCCAGGCAUCCAGGCAUCCAGGCAUCCCCGGAGCUGCCUGGAUGCCUGCAAAACUCGGCAUUCACAGCCCGACCUCGUGUUUCCCUCUGCCUUUCUUUGUCCAACUUCACUUUCAUCCCUCCAGGCACCCUUCGCCUGCUCCUUCCAGGCCAAAUCCGGUCCUCUCACCCGCCUGUUCCCUCUGCUGAUAUGAUUUCCUGGACUGGUGACUGAAUUCUCCUUCCUCCCAACAACAAGGUCCCAUCAUUCCGGAUCAGUCAGAAUCGCUCUCCCCUCGGCAUCCCACGGCAUCGGCAAUUAUUCGGGCAGAUAUGGCGCCUGUCAACCUGCUGGCUCGUGUUAAGACUUUGUAUUCAAAGGGCUAUAAUGAACCUGCCAUUUCGCCACAGACGGCUGCCUUCUUUUCGGUAUUUUUGACGCUGGUCUAUGUGGUUCCAUUUUAUGUAAAUUCAACGACCCGACCGUCUCCGACUCUUAGUCGAGAUGCGCCGUCUGUUAUCCGGGCUAGAAUCAGAGCCGUGACAUCCUCGUGCAUUAUCAGCACCCUGGCUGUGCUGUGGCUCAUUGUCGGCCAAGAUGACACAUCUCUCCCCGAGGCUCUUCAUUCCCUUGGAUGGUGGCCCGUCAGUCUCGCGGACAUCUUGCGCAGCUUACUUCUGACGGCCAUUCUCUUCUCCGGGCCCCUCUUCGAGCGUGGCAUCGCGGAGGGCGAAUGGAGAGAAUGGGUUCGAGGAGGCAGAGUUACGGCUGUGCUUCGCAGCUGGAUGGGCUGGAGAAACUAUGUCGCGGGUCCGAUCACUGAGGAGGUCAUGUUCCGAUCUGCCAUCAUUCCUCUCCACCUUAUUGCCAAAGUCAACCCCGGACGCAUCGUAUUUGUGGCUCCACUUUAUUUCGGAAUCGCCCAUGUGCAUCAUUUCUAUGAGUUCCGCCUCACUCACCCCGACACAUCGGUCAUUGCGGUAUUCCUGCGAUCCAUGUUUCAGUUCGGUUACACCACAAUAUUUGGCUGGUAUGCCACGUUCCUAUAUCUGCGCACAGGCUCGCUGCCAGCGGCCAUUCUCGCCCACACUUUCUGCAAUUGGUGCGGACUUCCGCGACUGUGGGGGAGAGUCGAGGCGGGGGUGCCCUUUGCCCCUCCGUUCGCAAAGGGCAAGGAUGAUUCGGACGGAUCGUAUGGUCAGCUCGGUCUAGGCUGGACGGUCACGUACUACCUGCUUCUCGUGGGUGGAGCAGUUGGCUUCUACUACGCCCUAUGGCCUCUGACGGACUCUGUUCAUGCUUUGGCCAGCUUUUCGAGCUCCUCUAAAUAAGCUUAAUAUGGUACCAUUCGGCAAAUAGCUCCCUGGGUUAUUCACGUCACGGCCUUCAUACUUUUCACAUCUGGCUUACUCUUUCCUUUUGCGUAUCAUGGAUCUGCGAUAUACACCGUUAAUAUUACUGAGACCCGAUCCUGCACAAUUAAUGACCUGCACUCUCGUCAGCACCUACCCUACGAUCAUGUUUUAUACUACUUUGGUUUGUUACUAUCUACAGCUGCACAAUUUUUCUUCAAUAUGAAAUCUUAAUCCCUUC